This is a messenger RNA of Durusdinium trenchii, 2124 nucleotides long. The record is from the annotation of a GenBank genome assembly. NCBI's taxonomy places the organism in Eukaryota, Dinophyceae, Suessiales, Symbiodiniaceae.
AUGCUCCGCAUCGUGGCCUUGGUUGUAGCUGUAGCUAUUGGAGAUGAGGAAGCUCCUGCCCAAAGCGAGGCUUUGUUCCAAAGUGCUGUCAGAGUCAUGGGCGGGAGCCACAUCCAUGAGGAACCUGCGAAGAGCCUGGACGAAGGCAUCGACAGCAUCGACUUGUUGUCCGAAAGCGACGAGGUGAAGAGCGAGGAGGCAAUCCUUGCUGCACCGGAGGAGCCGCAGCUGGAAGGCUUCGCGCUUCUCCGUGCCGACCUGAUCUGGAUUUGGUCCUUGAUCUGGCAAACGCUGACCAAGUGGUCUGGCGGUUCGGUGAUGGGUGAGUUCCGCAAGGACUUCUUGGCGUGGCUCACUGCGUUGGUGAGCUUUGCACUGACACGCUCUUUGUUGCUCCCCAUGAUCACCCCUGCGAAGAAAGUGGUGGAAGAUGAUGAGACCCAUGAAGAUCAGGAAGCAGAAGCUGAGGCCGAGGCAGAAGACAAGAUCCCUGAGACCAACCCAUUUGCCAAUGGUGGAGGCGCGCUGGAGAUCAAGCUUGACGUCACGAACCCUGUGAUGAUCCAACGCGCCAGAGAGCAACUGGAGGAAGCGGAAAAGCGAGCAGAAAUGAUCAAGAGCGCCCAGCCGGAGCACCGCGAUGUCUUCGGCUGCACGGCUCUGCAUUUGGCGGCGCACAAUUGUCACCUGGAGGACGUGGUGGAGCUCCUCAAGCGCGGCUUCGACGUGCAUGCGCAGGAGAUAAUCAUCUCCGAUAGCGCGUUGCAGGGGGUUCUUUCCUCCCACAACGCCCUCGCGAAGAAGUUCUUGGAGCUUCAGCAGGGCUUUGAUGAAUGGAAGAAGAAAGAAGAGGAGGCUGCACAGCAGCGUGCGCUUGAUGAAGAGCGGAGGCAGCAGGAAGCGAAAGCCGCCGAGGAGCAGCAGCAGAACAUGGCUGAGCGGCUCAAGACACUUGAGGACCAAGUUGCAGAGCAGGGCAAGACACAAGAGACCUUGAAAGAGAAGAUUCCCGAACUGGAGGAGAAGCGCGAGCAGAUCGAGGGCCUUCAGAAAUCGAUUGGUGAGAUCCUCAAAAAGGAGGAGGAGAUGAUGAGCAAGGUUCUGCCGGAGUGGGAAGCUGCUCUCUCCGUGCAGAUCAAGAAGCUUGGGGAGGAGGUGACCAGCUUCAAGCAAGGAAUGGAGGAUCGGAUGGCUGAGUUAGAGAAAACCGGCAACACGCGCCAUGAGGCGCUUGCGGAAGAGUUCCGCGCGGUGGAGCCCCGGCUGACACCGCUGCUGGAUGCCUUGAAGCAGCGUCUGGAUGCCACAGACGAUAACCUCGCGAAGCUCGGGGAGCGUCUGAGUGAGUCAACGGCGGAGAACGUCGCGAGCCUCGAGCAGCUGAGCGCUCAGCUGAAAGCCUCAGCAGAGGCGGCGGAAGCCUUCGCCAACAAACAGGAUGAGUUGGUGGUUGGUGACUUCAAGGAGCGCUUCGAUGGUCGCCUAAAAGAUCUGGAAGGUGCAUUGAAGCAGUCGGAGUACGUCAACCUGAUCUUCCAAGACCGCUUCAAGACGGAGUUGGCGGCGGCGGCCGAGCAGCUCACCGACCUCUACCGGGCGCGUGAUCUGCUGAACGGCGACGUCGCACAGCUCCGCACCGAUGCCAUGGCGCCGCUGGCGCCGCUGCAGGAGGCGCAGCAGCAGCUCCGGGGCGUCACGGCCAAGUUGGAAGAAGGCCUAGCUGCUUGCCAGGCAAAGGCUGCGGAGCUGGCUGGUAGCUUUGCGACGACUGCGGCCCAGCAGAGUGCCAGCCAAGGGUCUCUCAAAGGCCGCGUAGAAGCUGACUUGCAACGGCUGGAGACGUCCGCCCGGGCCGAAACCCAGCAUCUCCUCCAGAUGAUCCGUGCCAACGAAGUGGCCGUCGAGCAGCUGAAGCAGCUCGAAGGCCAAGUGGUCGAGGAACGGAGAGAACGGCAGGAGCUGCGUGCGCGGCUGGAGAAGGAGGAGAGGGACCGCCAGGCUGAGAUCGUCACUUGCCAAUGGAUGGCCGAGAAGCGUGCGCAGGACGUGGAGCUGGGGGCCAAUUCUCGCUUCGAAUCCGUUCGCCACUCUGCUGAGAAUGGGCUCACCGGGGUCGAGGGCUGA